Diospyros lotus (date-plum) is the source of this 1541-nucleotide messenger RNA. RefSeq names its product protein COFACTOR ASSEMBLY OF COMPLEX C SUBUNIT B CCB4, chloroplastic. The record is from RefSeq and is a predicted model, not a curated record. The coding region runs from base 129 to 1034 and encodes 301 amino acids. Gene Ontology annotation, cellular component: chloroplast. Gene Ontology annotation, biological process: cytochrome b6f complex assembly. Lineage: Eukaryota; Viridiplantae; Streptophyta; Magnoliopsida; Ericales; Ebenaceae. The transcript has 9 exons.
AGUUUCAUGGUAUAUCACCUCCGGCCGCCUUUUAUAGUUUAUCGUCUUUCUUCAAACAGCUCCGAUUCAUCGGAGAAAAAUAAAAAAAGAGCUUCGAUUCGACACAGAAAUCAAAUACAAUUGGGGCAAUGGAAGCGGGAACUCUUCUUCUCCGUCCUAUCGUUAUCACAGCCCCAAUAUGGAACCCCAAACGCCGCUCCUUUCUUCGUCGUUGUGUUCCUGCUCUCCUUCGCUCCGUCAGGGCUUCUUCCAACUUACAGGGAGGGUACAGAGGGCCGAAGCCGAGGAGAGAAUGGGCAGCCGAUUUGGUGUCAGAGAACGACGACGUUGUCCGGAGUAUGCCAAUCUACGUCGGUGUCCUCUCUCUGUUGGCCGUUCUCUUCAAUCGCGCCGUUUCCGGCAUAGCUCCUGUUGCCGAUGCCUCCAGUUCACAGUCUAGGGCGGAUCUACUGACACUUGGUUUGGCAGUAACCAACAUUUUAACUGGUCUAGUAUGGCUAUCAAUCCGGCCAAAAACUAUUUUACCGGUAAAUCCUGAUGGUGUGGAAUGUCAGAAGAUAAAUUCUUUUCUUCCUGAUUCUGUAGUUUCUGAGUUACUAUGGGUUUGGGAGUCUCUUUCGGUUGCAACAUGCAGUAGAUCUCUAGUUAUUGUUUAUGAUAACAAUUUUAUCUUUCAAACUGGGUUUGCUGCUGCAUCUUCUGCAAAUUACUCUGAAGUGGUGCCCGUGGUUCCCAAUAAUUUGAUGGAAGGUUCACUUUACAAAAGUGUUUUGAAGUCUGGGUCACAGAGCUAUUUGGCCAACCUAUCUCUCUAUCCGGGGAAGUCAGAGCUUCCAUUUCUGCCACCAAAUACACAGCAGGCAGUCAUCUUGCAGCCACUUGGAGACAAAGGAAUUGCAAUAAUUGGUGGUGACACUAUUAGGGGCUUUACAACCUCUGACCAGGCAUGGAUUUCAUUAAUUGCAGAGAAGUUGGAUGCUACACUUACAAAAUUUCUGAACAAACCCCCUAUGAUGGUCCAAGAUAUAGCUUGAAAUCAAUCAAUUUCUCAAAUAAUUUGAUUUUCUGUCGGCCUAUGUUUCUUUGAAGGUUUUUAUCAAGUGCCAGGUGUUUCAGGUUCCCUUUCAAGCGUGGGCGAGGAAGAAAUGAUCGGCUAGCUUAGGACUUUUGGUUUCAUUAUGUACCCUUAUAACUCAAGUGAUGUAUUGUAAAUAGCAGCUAGGAUACUCAAGGUUGUAAAGAGUGUGUGUGAGUGUCCUAUAAUUGUACUUGCUGUGAUGUGUUGUGUUUUAUGGAGUAUUGAAGGUCGUAUACAUUUAUUGUACUUGUAAAGAAAUCUAGUGGAAAUCCCUUUAUUUAGCUUUCGUUAAGCUUUCAGGUUCGAUCCAAAUGCUUCCGUUGGUAAGGGUUUCCAUAACGCUCGUAGGUGAUGUCGGUUUAUGUUUCGCAUUGUUGCGUAUUUUGGAAAGUGGGGCGUUACAGUUGGUAUCAGAGCUAGAAUAUAUGGUUCUUAUUUAAGUGUGAUUGAUUAAUUUUGAGGA